Molecule: messenger RNA, 662 nt
Organism: Desarmillaria tabescens
Lineage: Eukaryota; Fungi; Basidiomycota; Agaricomycetes; Agaricales; Physalacriaceae
Exons: 1
Coding region: 78-545 (155 amino acids)
Source: RefSeq, a predicted model, not a curated record
UUAAACAAGGCGUCGGAGUUACAAGUCAGUGCUUUUUGGUCUUCUGAGCCCCGACCGCCGGUUUAGCCAGAGCCGCGAUGAAUCUAGACCAGACGUACCCCCUUAUCGUAGCGCAGUACGAGAUCACGGGCCAUCACCGACGUACCGAGCACUGGAACCUUGCGGUUCUUGUAUCACCCAACGUAUCACACACUUUCGAAGUGCGGGGAAACUCAGACACGUUCACGUAUGUGCACGAUACUGUAUCGGCUCCGAUUGGGUCCAUCCCGACAUAUCGCGGCGGCUGUCACGUCGGCGAAGUGCCAUCUACGUUUAUUGGUCGGUUGGAUGAGCGCCUGAAGAGAGAUGUUGCUGUGAUCAGGCUCGAUCUGAGCUGGGAUUGCCAGGAUUGGGUGUUGGAAGCGCUCAGGUUGUUGAAGGAGGAUGGUAUCACGUUCAAGGCCGUUAACCAGGCAUACGUGAGGAAGGAGCUUCGGGAAGAUAUGGCAAGAUGGCAGGAGGGGGAUGACACCGUGGAGGAAAGGCAUUUUUCAAAUUCGCACUGAUACAUCGGUACAGUGAAAGCGAAUACAUUAACCUUUUAAUCCGUUCCUUUGUGCAUCCCGCUCUUCCUUAAGUGUCGCGAUCUCUUGCACAUCAAUCACUUUAAAUGGCCAUGUCAG